Necator americanus (New World hookworm) is the source of this 201-nucleotide messenger RNA. RefSeq lists its product as uncharacterized. The coding region runs from base 1 to 201 and encodes 66 amino acids. Lineage: Eukaryota; Metazoa; Nematoda; Chromadorea; Rhabditida; Ancylostomatidae. The transcript has 2 exons. The record is from RefSeq and is a predicted model, not a curated record.
AUGCAAGUGGUCACCUGGCUUCAACGUAUACUAACCGCUUUACUAGUCUUAUUCUCUGUCUAUUCCGCAUGGUACAUCUUUAUCAAACAGGACAUCAUUGAUAUGGAUAGAAUUCAGCGCCGACGGCGUAAAGAAAACAUGCAUCGACAUCAACGAAUACUCGGACCAGAACAGGCGUUGCGAAAAUCGACUGUUAAUUGA